AUGUACGGGGACUUUGUGCGAAGGAUACGCGAUAAGCUGAGCGAGCUGCGGCCUCUAACCCCAGCAGGAGGGUGCGGGCCACGGCCAUGCCUGCUGCAAAUGAACCCACCGUUGUGCCCUACAGACGCGGUUGCGCUGCCGCCGAAGGUGCUUCAUCCUGGGAAGAUUGAUGUGAGGCGCCAGGUGCUCUACGUGCCGGGUGCCGAGGGCUUUCCGCUGUUGGACACCUUUUUCUUCGUCGAGUCGCCGAGGAGGACGAUGGUGGGGCUGCAGACAACCCCGGCAAAGGCACGCCAGAUUGCGACCAACACGGCGAAGCAGCUCAAUGAUCAUAUGGCGGAGUUUUUUAACGGUUGGGAGAAGUUUGCCCGGAGUUUGCCGUGGGAGAUUGUUUACGUGCAACGUGGUGGUAAGGAGACAAUACACGCGUGGCAGGGGUGUGGAGCCUCCGGCAACGGGGCCAGUGCGGAGGAUAAAAGGAGCAUGACCUUUUGGAAGAGGAAGGUGCAUCAGUACCAUGUGGCGGUGUCGUAUGAAGACGUAAAUGUCGUAUGCAGUGAGUGA
Messenger RNA from Trypanosoma rangeli, 564 nucleotides. Its product is annotated as putative retrotransposon hot spot (RHS) protein. The record is from RefSeq and is a predicted model, not a curated record. The coding region runs from base 1 to 564 and encodes 187 amino acids. The transcript has a single exon. NCBI's taxonomy places the organism in Eukaryota, Euglenozoa, Kinetoplastea, Trypanosomatida, Trypanosomatidae.